Messenger RNA from Salarias fasciatus (jewelled blenny), 8320 nucleotides. It is a transcript of the gene tln2a, whose product is annotated as talin 2a. The record is from RefSeq and is a predicted model, not a curated record. Gene Ontology annotation, cellular component: cytoplasm; plasma membrane; ruffle. The transcript is spliced from 59 exons. The coding region runs from base 231 to 7865 and encodes 2544 amino acids. Gene Ontology annotation, biological process: cell-cell adhesion; actin cytoskeleton organization. NCBI's taxonomy places the organism in Eukaryota, Metazoa, Chordata, Actinopteri, Blenniiformes, Blenniidae. Gene Ontology annotation, molecular function: structural constituent of cytoskeleton; actin filament binding; integrin binding.
CACAGUGCUGCUGCGCGCACGCUGUCCGGCCACUCGGAAAUCUCGCUCAACGCGCAGGAUAUUUUGGCGUCGGGAGCAGGACUGUCGGCUAAUGUGCAUCUCCUCCGCGCAGCGCUGCCUGAAAUGCCCCAGUAGAGGACCUGAAGCUGUGACGAUCAGCGGACAACCUAAGCUGUGUUUUCUUCAGCAAUACGGUGUAGCUGCAGCCCCCGUCCGCUCCGCCCGCCAACAUGGUGGCGCUGUCGCUGAAAAUCUGCGUGCGCCAAUGCAACGUCGUGAAGACGAUGCAGUUCGAGCCGUCCACGGCCGUCUACGAUGCCUGCAGGAUCAUCAGGGAGAGAGUCCCGGAGGCUCAGACCGGACAGGCUUCAGACUACGGCCUGUUUCUGUCGGACGAAGACCCCAGAAAAGGCAUCUGGUUGGAGUCUGGGAGGACGCUGGACUAUUACAUGCUCCGCAAUGGGGAUAUCCUUGAAUACAAGAAAAAGCAAAGGCCCCAGAAAAUCAAAAUGCUGGAUGGAGCCAUUAAAACCAUCAUGGUGGAUGACUCCAAAACAGUGGGCGAGCUGCUUGUGACUAUCUGCAGUAGAAUAGGAAUCACAAACUACGAGGAAUACUCUCUGAUCCAAGAGACGGUGGAGGAGAAGAAAGAGGACGGGAUGGGCACACUGAAGAAGGAGAGGACGCUGCUGCGAGACGAGCGCAAGAUGGAGAAGCUGAAAGCCAAACUGCACACAGACGAUGACUUGAACUGGCUGGACCACAGCAGGACGUUCAGAGAGCAGGGUGUCGACGAGAGCGAGACGCUUCUGCUCCGACGCAAGUUCUUCUACUCGGACCAGAACGUGGACUCCAGAGACCCGGUUCAGCUCAAUCUGCUUUAUGUUCAGGCUCGAGAUGACAUCCUAAACGGCUCCCACCCGGUGUCGUUCGACAAGGCCUGUGAGUUCGGAGGCAUCCAGGCUCAGAUCCAGUUCGGUCCCCACAUAGAGCACAAACACAAGCCUGGAUUCUUAGACUUGAAGGAGUUUCUACCCAAAGAAUACAUAAAGCAAAGAGGAGCAGAGAAGAAAAUCUUUCAGGAGCAUAAAAACUGUGGAGAAAUGACAGAGAUUGAAGCCAAAGUGAAAUAUGUGAAAUUGGCCCGAUCUCUGCGGACAUACGGCGUCUCCUUCUUCUUGGUCAAGGAAAAGAUGAAGAGUAAGAACAAGCUGGUGCCGAGGCUCUUGGGAAUCACCAAAGAGUCUGUGAUGAGAGUUGACGAGCGGACCAAAGACGUGGUGCAGGAGUGGCCACUGACCACCGUGAAGAGGUGGGCAGCGUCCCCCAAGAGCUUCACCCUGGACUUCGGAGAGUACCAGGAGAGCUACUACUCCGUCCAGACCACUGAGGGGGAACAGAUCUCCCAGCUCAUCGCCGGUUACAUCGACAUCAUCCUCAAAAAGAAGCAAAGCAAGGACCGCUUCGGAUUAGAAGGUGAUGAAGAGUCGACCAUGCUUGAGGAGUCCGUGUCCCCGAAAAAGUCCACCAUCCUGCAGCAGCAGUUUAACCGCGUGGGCCGGGCGGAGCACGGCUCGGUGGCGCUGCCCGGGGUAAUCCGCUCCGGCUCUAUUGGCACGGAGUCGCUCAGCAUGGGGACCAUGCCAUCUGCUCAGCAGCAGAUCACCAUGGGUCAAAUGCACCGUGGACACAUGCCACCGCUGAGCUCGGCACAGCAGGCUCUGAUGGGAACCAUCAACACCAGCAUGCAGGCUGUGCAGAAGGCCCAGAUUGACCUGGGAGAGGUGGACGACCUGCCGCCGCUGGGACAGGACAUGGCCUCGAAGGUUUGGAUUCAAAACAAGAUGGAUGAAUCGAAACACGAGAUCCACUCACAGGUCGACGCCAUCACUGCAGGAACAGCGUCUGUCGUGAACCUCACAGCCGGUGAUCCCACCGACACCGACUACACCGCGGUGGGCUGCGCCAUCACCACCAUCUCCUCCAACCUGACUGAAAUGUCGAAGGGCGUGAAGCUGCUGGCUGCUCUGAUGGAGGACGACGUCGGCGGAGGCAACGACCUGAUGAAGGCUGCCAGGACUCUGGCGGGGGCCGUGUCCGACCUGCUGAAGGCCGUGGAGCCGGCCUCUGGAGAGCCCCGGCAGACGGUGUUGACAGCGGCAGGCAGCAUCGGCCAGGCCAGCGGAGACCUCCUGCGCCAGAUUGGAGAGAAUGAGACAGACGAGAGGUUCCAGGACGUCCUGAUGAAUCUGGCCAAAGCGGUUGCCAACGCGGCGGCCAUGUUGGUGCUGAAGGCCAAGAACGUGGCCCAGGUCGCCGAGGACACCGUCCUCCAGAACCGGGUGAUUGCGGCGGCGACGCAGUGCGCCCUGUCCACCUCCCAGCUGGUGGCGUGUGCCAAGGUUGUGAGUCCGACCAUCAGUUCCCCAGUUUGCCAGGAGCAGCUAAUUGAAGCCGGGAAGCUGGUGGACCGCUCCGUGGAGAGCUGCGUGCAGGCCUGCCUCUCGGCCACGGAGGACGGCGAGCUCCUCAAACAGGUGAGCGCCGCCGCCAGCGUGGUCAGUCAGGCUCUGGGAGAUCUCCUGCAGCACGUGCGCCAGUACACGUCCAGAGGGGAGCCGAUCGGACGCUACGACCAGGCCACAGACACCAUCAUGACGGUCACUGAGAGCAUCUUCACCUCAAUGGGGGACGCAGGCGAGAUGGUCCGCCAGGCCCGGGUCUUGGCUCAGGCCACCUCGGACCUGGUGAACGCCAUGAGGUCCGACGCCGAGGCCGAGGUGGACGUGGAUAACUCCAAGAAGCUGCUGGCGGCGGCGAAGCUGCUGGCCGACGCCACGGCGAGGAUGGUGGAGGCAGCGAAGGGUGCAGCGGCUUACCCGGAGAACGAAGACCAGCAGCAGCGGCUGAGGGAGGCCGCCGAGGGGCUCCGCGUGGCCACCAACGCCGCCGCCCAGAACGCCAUCAAGAAGAAGCUCAUCAACAGGCUGGAGAAUGCUGCCAAGCAAGCUGCGGCUGCAGCCACACAGACCAUCGCCGCUGCUCAGAACGCCGCCGCCUCCAACAAGAACACAGCUGCUCACCAGCAGCUGGUGCAGAGCUGCAAGGCAGUGGCAGACCACAUCCCACAGCUGGUUCAGGGAGUGCGCGGCAGUCAGGCCAAACCGGAGGACCUCAGUGCGCAGCUCGCCCUCAUCAUCGCCAGUCAGAACUUCCUACAGCCCGGCAGUAAGAUGGUGACCUCGGCCAAGUCGUCUGUUCCCACAGUGACGGAUCAGGCUGCAGCCAUGCAACUGGGUCAGUGUGCCAAGAACUUGGCCACCUGCCUGGCUGAGCUGAGGACGUCUGCACAGAAGGCUCACGAGGCUUGCGGCCCCAUGGAGAUCGACUCUGCGCUGACUGCUAUCCAGACUCUGAGAAGCGAGCUGCAGGACGCCAAGCAGGCUGCUGCCAGUGCUCAGCUGAAACCCCUACCUGGAGAAUCGCUGGAGAAAUGCGCCCAGGACCUCGGCAGCACGUCCAAGUCUGUGGGAUCGUCGAUGGCUCAGCUGCUCACAUGUGCUGCGCAGGGAAACGAACACUACACAGGGAUAGCAGCCAGAGAGACGGCUCAGGCCCUGAAAACUCUGGCCCAGGCAGCUCGUGGCGUCGCCGCCUCCACCACCGACCCCAAGGCGGCGGCCGCCAUGCUGGACUCGGCUCGAGACGUCAUGGAGGGCUCGGCGCUGCUCAUUCACGAAGCCAAACAGGCGCUGAUUUCUCCCGGAGACGCCGAGAGCCAGCAGAGGCUGGCGCAGGUGGCCAAGGCCGUCUCUCAUUCCCUGAAUAACUGCGUCAACUGUCUGCCCGGCCAGAAGGACGUGGACAUGGCUCUGAAAAGCAUCGGGGAAGCCAGCAAGAAGCUGCUCAUAGAGACUAUCCCUCCAGCCUCCAAGUCUUUCCAGGAGGCCCAGAGCGAGCUGAACCAAACGGCGGCAGACUUGAACCAGUCGGCGGGCGAGGUGGUGCACGCCUCCCGAGGCUCCAGCAGCCAGCUGGCCGUGGCCUCCGGGAAGUUCAGCCAGGACUUCGAUGAGUUCCUGGACGCGGGUAUCGAAAUGGCCGGGCACACUCAGAAAAAGGACGACCAGGUUCAGGUGAUUGGGAACUUGAAGAACAUCUCCAUGGCCUCCAGCAAGCUGCUGCUGGCAGCUAAGAGUCUGUCUGUGGACCCAGCGGCCGCCAACGCCAAGAACCUGCUCGCUGCCGCUGCAAGAGCAGUGACUGACAGCAUCAACCAGCUGAUCACGCUGUGCACACAACAGGCUCCCGGCCAGAAGGAAUGUGACAACGCCCUGCGAGAGCUGGAGGCAGUCAGAGGAAUGCUGGACAAUCCCAACGAACCAGUCAGCGACCUCUCCUACUUUGACUGCAUCGAGAGCGUGAUGGAGAACUCCAAAGUCCUGGGAGAGUCCAUGGCUGGUAUUUCUCAGAACUGUAAGACCGGAGAUGUGCCUGCGUUCGGGGACUGCGUGGGCUCGGCCUCUAAAGCGCUGUGUGGCCUCACUGAGGCUGCAGGACAGGCGUCCUAUUUGGUGGGCGUGUCUGAUCCCAACAGUCAGGCUGGACACCAGGGGUUGGUCGAUCCCAUCCAAUUUGCAAAAGCUAAUCAGGCAAUCCAGAUGGCCUGUCAAAACCUUGUAGACCCGGAAAGCAGCCCCUCCCAGGUGCUCUCUGCAGCCACCAUUGUUGCUAAGCACACCUCGGCACUGUGCAACGCCUGCCGUCUGGCGUCCUCCAAGACGACCAACCCGGUUGCCAAGAGGCACUUUGUCCAGUCUGCCAAGGAGGUGGCGAACAGCACUGCCAACUUGGUCAAAACCAUCAAGGCUUUGGAUGGGGAUUUCUCAGAGGAGAACAGGAACAGGUGUCGAGUCGCCACGGCUCCACUGAUAGAGGCUGUUGAGAACCUGACAACGUUUGCUUCUAACCCAGAGUUUGCCAGUGUCCCGGCUCAAAUCAGCAACGAGGGCUCUGCGGCGCAGGAGCCCAUCCUCCAGUCGGCACGCUCCAUGCUGGACAGCUCUACCCACCUUCUCAGAACUGCUCGCUCAUUGGUCAUUAACCCCAAGGACCCGCCCACCUGGUCCGUUCUGGCUGGUCACUCCCGCACCGUCUCCGACUCCAUCAAGAGUCUCAUCACAGCCAUCCGGGACAAGGCCCCGGGCCAGCGGGAGUGUGACUCGUCAAUUGAUAACAUCAACAAAUGUAUCCGGGACAUUGAGCAGGCCUCUCUGGCAACCGUCAGCCAGAACUUACCCAGCAGGGAUGAUAUCUCACUGGAGGCUCUGCAGGAGCAACUUACGUCCACCGUGCAGGAAAUUGGCCACUUAAUUGACCCGGUUUCCACUGCUGCCAGGGGCGAAGCUUCCCAACUAGGACACAAGGUGACUCAGCUGGCGGGUUACUUCGAGCCCCUCAUCACGGCGUCUGUGGGCGUGGCCUCGAAGCUGAAGGACCACCAGCAGCAGAUGACUUUCCUGGACCAGACCAAGACCCUGGCCGAGUCCGCCCUGCAGAUGCUCUACGCCGCCAAGGAGGGGGGAGGAAACCCGAAGGCGUCCCAUACCCACGAUGCCAUCGCAGAGGCGGCUCAGCUGAUGAAAGAGGCGGUGGACGACAUUAUGGUGACACUGAACGAGGCGGCCAGUGAGGUGGGGAUGGUGGGAGGAAUGGUGGAGUCCAUCGCGGACGCCAUGGCCAAGCUGGAUGAAGGAACGCCGCCUGCACCCGAAGGCUCUUUUGUGGAUUACCAGACCAAUAUGGUGAGGCACUCCAAGGCUAUCGCCGUCACUGCUCAGGAAAUGAUGACCAAAUCAGUCACAUGUCCAGAUGAUUUGGGAUGCCUGGCCUCUCAGGUCACUGUGGACUACGGCCAGCUGGCCGUUCAGGGCCGACUGGCUGCCCACACAGCGGAGCCAGAAGAGAUCGGUUUUCAGAUUAAGAACCGAGUACAGGAGCUUGGUCAUGGCUGUAUCUUCCUGGUCCAGAAGGCCGGCGCUCUGCAGAUCACCCCGUCCGACAGCUUCACCAAGCGAGAGCUCAUUGAAUGUGCUCGAGCGGUCACAGAGAAGGUGUCUUUGGUGCUCUCGGCCCUGCAGGCAGGAAACAAAGGCACUCAGGCGUGCAUCACUGCAGCCAGCGCCGUGUCCGGCAUCAUCGCCGAUCUGGACACCACCAUCAUGUUCGCCUCCGCCGGCACGCUCAAUGCGGAGAACGACGAGUCCUUCGCCGACCACAGGGAAAACAUUUUGAAGACGGCCAAGGCUCUGGUGGAAGACACCAAGAUGCUGGUGUCCGGUGCAGCUUCCGGUCAGGACAAGCUGGCUCAGGCCGCCCAGUCUUCUGCCAAAACCAUCACCCAGCUGACAGAUGUGGUCAAACUGGGAGCUGCCAGCAUUGGCUCAGACGAUCCCGAGACGCAGGUGGUUCUGAUAAACGCUGUUAAAGAUGUGGCCAAAGCGCUGGCCGAGCUCAUCAGUGCCACCAAGUGUGCUGCUGGCAAGGCAGCGGAUGAUCCAUCCAUGUACCAGCUGAAGAGUGCAGCCAAGGUGAUGGUGACCAACGUGACGUCGCUGCUGAAGACGGUCAAGGCCGUGGAGGACGAAGCCACCCGGGGCACCAGAGCGCUGGAGGCCACGAUCGAGUGCAUCAAACAGGAAAUGGCGCUGUUUCAGUCCAAGGAUGCGCCCAACAAGGCGACCACACCUGAGGAGUUCAUUCGCAUGACUAAGGGCAUCACCAUAGCAACUGCCAAAGCAGUGGCUGCUGGGAACUCGGCCCGCCAGGAGGACAUCAUCCAUACAGCCAACCUGAGCCGCAAAGCCAUUUCGGACAUGCUCACCACGUGCAAGCAAGCUGCCUACCAUCCAGAGGUGAGCGAGGAGGUGAAGAACAGAGCGCUGAUGUUCGGAUCCGAGUGUACAACCGGAUACAUCGAGCUGCUGGAGCAAGUACUAAUGGUCUUGCAGAAACCCACUGCAGAGCAGAAGCAGCAGCUCGCCGCCUGCUCCAAACGAGUGGCAGGAGCCGUCACAGAGCUCAUCCAGACCGCCGAGGCCAUGAAAGACGGAGGUUCGGAGUGGGUGGACCCCGAGGACCCCACAGUCAUCGCAGAGACGGAGCUGCUCGGCGCGGCGGCGUCCAUCGAAGCGGCGGCGAAGAAGCUGGAGCAGCUCAAACCCCGAGCCAAGCCCAAGCAAGCGGACGAGACGCUGAACUUUGAGGAGCAGAUCCUGGAGGCGGCCAAGUCCAUCGCGGCGGCCACCAGCGCGCUGGUCAAAUCGGCCUCGGCUGCCCAGAGAGAGCUGGUGGCUCAGGGGAAAGUGGGCCUGAUCCCCGCCAACGCCGUGGACGACGGACAGUGGUCCCAGGGACUCAUCUCCGCCGCUCGUAUGGUGGCGGCGGCGACAAGCAGCCUGUGCGAGGCGGCCAACGCCUCGGUGCAGGGCCACGCCAGCGAGGAGAAGCUCAUCUCUUCGGCCAAGCAGGUGGCGGCGUCCACCGCCCAGCUGCUGGUGGCCUGUAAAGUGAAGGCCGAUCAGGACUCGGAGGCCAUGAGGAGACUACAGAUUGCUGGAAACGCAGUGAAGAAGGCGUCAGACAAUCUGGUGCGGGCGGCUCAGAAGGCAGCGUUUGACAAAGCGGAUGAAGACAACGUGGUGGUCAAGACUAAGUUUGUGGGAGGAAUCGCUCAGAUCAUUGCGGCCCAGGAGGAGAUGCUGAGGAAGGAGAGGGAGCUGGAAGAAGCCAGGAAGAAGCUGGCCCAGAUCAGGCAGCAGCAGUACAAGUUCCUACCCAGUGAACUGCGAGAGGACAGCAACUAACGGCUGCACAUGCCCAACCCGAUGUGACGAGCACGUCCCUGUUCGUGUCCAUACGUGCGUCCUCCUCACGGCGCACCUGGACGGGCAUGUGCCCCACUUGAGCAAAUGUAUGUGACUGAUUUGAAAGAGCAGGUCUGCAGUGAACACCAAUGUACGUCUGAUAUCGGAAAGAUCCGUUAACAAGCAAGUUUGAGAUACUACUGUGUGGAACUGACUACUUCCUGUGGUGAACUCGGCUGAAGAACGCUCUCGCGUCGUCAUUAAAACGACUUCGAUUCAAACCCGAAUGUGACAAGCUUGGGACAAAUAGCACAACCUCUUACGCUCUGGCGUUUGUCCAUAAGCAGUGCUUCUUUCUUUUGUUUACCAAUUUGCAGCUCCAGUGCAUAAAAAUUAAGAAUUGAUUGUAUUGCUGUUCUUGUCACACAGUCAUAUAACUGCAGCGUCAUUCUAUU